AUGUCCUCGAUCGCGGCGGAUGCCAGGAUUCCUCCUCCAGCGCACCUACUUCCUCCUGAACCGUCAUCCUCUUCAAUAAGACGGAAAAGGCAGUCGGACCACCGCUCGUCGUCGUUAGUCCUCUACGAACACCACGCGAGGUCGGAUGGCACCACCUGCAAUGGCAUUGCGGAUCAGAGUGCAGUAUACACCGCGCAGUCUGACUGCUUUGAUUCGGACAAUGCAGUCUUUUCAUGCUUCCCCACCGGAGAUACCAUCUUCUCUCAACACCAAUGGGCGUACUUCGUCUGGAACAGUAGACUGCCCCAGUUCGCACAAACGAAUGAGGUCGACCUUUUGCUGUAUAAUGCGGAAUCACUAGAACAAGUACUAAGUAUCACUAAUCAAACAAAUCCAUCGACUACCUCAGGCUCCGUGUCGGUUUGCGUCAAUGAUACCUGGUUUGGAGCUGACGCUGCGAAUUGGGAUGGCGAGAAUAUCACAUCUGCGUACUACUGGGUCAUUACUCCUUCCACGAAGACCGAGGUCAUAUACCAGUCGCCGCAGUCGACAUUCUCUGCCGUCCAGACCACGUAUGCCGACUCUGUCCUUUCGUCAAGAAGCUCUGCAUCGUCUGCAUCAGCCGCAUCGGCGGCUUCAGCUUCCUCUGCAUCUGCUGCGUCAUCAAGAGCUUCUGCGGCAUCAGCAUCAAUAACAACCAUCUCUGGCAGUGCAACCGUGGGGACUGGCGUAGGGAGCGGGGCCAAUUCAAGUUACUCGGGUAUCCCAACCGCGAACCCUUCAAGCCGGCAACCAGGAGCGUCGGGUACAGCAUCCCCGGGCUCUGUGCAGUCGCUAAACAGCAACAAAUUCCCUGACUGGGCGAUUGCCGUCAUCGUCGUUCUCGGUUUCCUCGCGCUCGUUGCGUUCGGCAUCCUCACCUUCUUCAUCAUGCGCCGCGUACGAAACAGGCGGCAUAGCAUGCUCUCUCACCGUGGGUCCAUGAAUUCUGCGUCGCCGAUGAUGGCCAACGCCGCGGCGGGUGCCACUGCCCAGUCGCCCUUAUUAGGUGCCGCUGUGCUAGGAGCGGCUGGCGGGGCAGGGGCGGCGGAAACGGGCGAGGGAUCCCAUCGUGCAGUCUCUCCCACGGACGGCCAUGACGGUGCGUCGACGUUCUCGCGGCAAAGUGACACCGGCCUGUUCUCAGGCGCAGACGCCGCCAUUAUGGCCCAAGCGUUCCGGACCGCGUUGCGGAAGCCGGAGUUCGGGGACCGUCCUGACGAAGAAGGAGAGAGCCCAGAGAGCGACGCGAGCGAUCACGCCGGCGCUCUUCUGGGCCACGAGCUAGCAGAAGAAGGUAGAGACAUUCGCAGCGUUGGCUCAUCUAGAGGAGUCAAAGUAGAAACUUUGAGCGACACGGCUGAUGACGACGCAGCGACUGCAGCGACAACAGUCCACGACCGUCCUCAUUGA
This is a messenger RNA of Laetiporus sulphureus 93-53, 1452 nucleotides long. RefSeq lists its product as uncharacterized. The transcript is spliced from 4 exons. Bases 1 to 1452 code for a protein of 483 amino acids. The record is from RefSeq and is a predicted model, not a curated record. NCBI's taxonomy places the organism in Eukaryota, Fungi, Basidiomycota, Agaricomycetes, Polyporales, Laetiporaceae.